Messenger RNA from Pungitius pungitius (ninespine stickleback), 1480 nucleotides. RefSeq names its product eukaryotic translation initiation factor 4E-1A-like. Gene Ontology annotation, molecular function: translation initiation factor activity; RNA 7-methylguanosine cap binding. NCBI's taxonomy places the organism in Eukaryota, Metazoa, Chordata, Actinopteri, Perciformes, Gasterosteidae. The record is from RefSeq and is a predicted model, not a curated record. Gene Ontology annotation, biological process: translational initiation. The transcript has 7 exons. Gene Ontology annotation, cellular component: cytoplasm; eukaryotic translation initiation factor 4F complex. The coding region runs from base 16 to 744 and encodes 242 amino acids.
CACUACCUGUUGCGCAUGCGUCGUGCAGAGGACCAGGUGGCCCAAUCAGGUAUUUUAACCCACGCCGGGCACGCGCAGCGCGACUUCCAGAAGAUGGCGACCGCCCUGCUGUUGUCAACUUCCCUUCCUGCUAACCCUGAAAAGGAAACCUGUGAAACGAUCAUUCCAAAGAUUCUGAGUCCCGAGUCGUGCAUCAAGCAUCCACUACAAAACAAGUGGGCUCUCUGGUUUUUCAAGAACGACAAGAGCAAAACGUGGCAGGCCAACCUCCGCCUCAUCUCCAAGUUUGACACGGUGGAGGACUUCUGGGCAUUGUACAAUCACAUUCAGCUGUCCAGUAACCUGAUGUCUGGCUGUGACUACUCCCUGUUCAAGGAUGGGAUCGAGCCCAUGUGGGAGGAUGCGAGGAACCGCCGAGGAGGCCGCUGGCUGAUCACGCUGUCGAAGCAGCAGCGGCGAGCGGACCUGGAUCGCUUCUGGCUGGAGACGCUCUUGUGUCUCGUGGGCGAAGCGUUCGACGAGCACAGCGACGACGUGUGCGGCGCCGUCAUCAACGUCCGGGCCAAAGGGGACAAGAUAGCGGUCUGGACCACAGAAUACGAGAACAAAGAAGCCAUCACACACAUAGGGCGUGUGUAUAAAGAGAGACUCGGCGUGCCGCAGAAAGUGAUCAUCGGGUACCAGUCGCACGCCGACACGGCCACGAAGAGCGGCUCCACCACCAAGAACAAGUUCAUCGCCUGAGGAGCCAUCUUGAUGUUUCUCUUGUGGUUGCUGUUGUCUCACCCCUGCGCUGUUUUCUUUUGUGUUGGGCUGAAGAUUUGUAAAAGGUGUUUUGAUGCCCAGAUUUAAUUUUCAGAUGCAGCAGUUUGUGUAGAAUUGAUUUAAAUUAAUUUUCUCGUAACUCACUAUCAUUUAAAAGGUUUGGUGUAAACUGAAGUUCUGAAAUGCCAUUUAGGCAAAAGUAUUCAUUACGUUGUUUGGAAGUUUUAACCAUACUUUAUUUAACCCCAUCUUCCCAAAAUGAACAGAACCAUCACAACAAGUUGAACAUUUUCAGCAGACUGAAGUUUAAAAAUGUUUUUUCUUUGUUUUUCAGUUUUACAAAUGAUUAAAAAGUCAAAUUGGAGCUCUUGUAUCAUAACUGUUUAGUUGUUAAGCUGCUUGUGCACAAUGUGAUGUGUUAAGGUUUGAUAUGAAUAUGUUUACAAUUCUGAAGAGCAGGGAAUUUAUUUUAAAUAAACGAAUGGUGCUUCUUAACUAUUGCCCAAGUAUUUGAAUUCGUCAAGUUCACAGCAAAAGGACGUGGAAGCGUUUGAUGGAGUAAACUCUGUAUGAUUAUUUUCUUUUUCAGAAAUUGUUUAGUUUGUGGCAAAAGUAAAAAGCCAAUUGUUUGGAUGUAAUUUUGACUUUGAAUGUAACACAAUACCCCUUAACUCCCUCACUGAAUGGACAUGAGUGAUGUAAAUAAAGUGUACAG